Lymnaea stagnalis (great pond snail) is the source of this 35660-nucleotide messenger RNA. The record is from the annotation of a GenBank genome assembly. NCBI's taxonomy places the organism in Eukaryota, Metazoa, Mollusca, Gastropoda, Lymnaeidae.
CCUACUUCCAUGUGUAAUUGUAAUGAUUGUUUUGAUUACGAUACUUUACUUAGUAAUGAAUUAAGUGAGCAAACAAAUGAAAGUGAGUUCAACACAAUUUCUUAAAAAAGGAUAAUAAAUUGUAGUAUUUUAAUCAUAAUUAGGCCUAAAACAAAUGUGCGCAUUUGCUGUACGGUGUUUUAUAGUUUCUAGUCGGCACCAAAACGUAUAAUUAUGAUCGGGCGUAUGAUGAAUCUGAUUAUUAUUAUAGUAAAGUAUAGUAUACUAGUUAUUAGUUAUAAGUUAUAGUUGUCAAGUUGAUGAUUUAGGCCAACAAUGACUUAAAUAUAACCUAUUAUAUAAGAAUAUUAUUAAUUAUAAAUAUUAUACUAAUGACAAAGCCUUAAAUAAUCAUAUCAAUGGUUAAUAAAAUAUCAAAUUGUGAAUAAACUUGGGAUCAGAUUCCAACUCCAAGCAAGUGACCAACAAGCAAAUCUCAUUCUCAUCUCAUUAUUAUUUGUAAAUUAUUAAUAUUAUUAUUGUUCUCAUUGAAUGAGUCAUUCAAUUCAUGUUCAUUCAUUAAAUUCAGACCUCAGGACUAGUUGUGGUUGCUUUGUUUUUGUUGUUGUUUUUUGGUUUUUGGUUUUUUUUGUAGUAGGCCUACUAUUACUAUUGACUAUUGCUUUACUUUAAUUAAAAUGAAUUAUGUAACGUAAGUGAUCUGAUAGUGAUCAGUGAUAGUCAAUAAUAAUUUAGUAACUUAUUUUAAUUUUAGUAUUUUACACUUUUUUUUAGUGUUUAGGCUUAGGUUGGAGGUACAAAAUCAAAUACUAAAUAAUUAUAAUUAUGGUAUUAAUAUUAAUAUUUUAUUAUAUAUCAUUAGUUAUGUCAGUUAUGUAGAUAUGAUUUAAUUAGGCCUAUGACUAUACUUUGACAAUGAUUUCUACGAUGAAAUGUAUAGUAUGAAUUAAAUUAUGGCAUACCAUGGCUUUAAAAAAAAUUAUAAAAAAUGAGAUGAGGCCUAUCCAUAAUUCAUCUAACUAUAUUUACUAAGUAAUUAAUGUACUAUGUCAUGUCUUCUCUUAGCUAAGCCAUGGUUUUUCACUCUAAUUUUUGUAUUCUUUUGUUGUAGAAAGAAGAGAAGUAUUAGGGUUGAAAUUUUAAAUACCAGGAUGAGUAUGACUUUUUUACUUUAGAUAACAUAAUGAGGUUUGAGCCAGGGCAUGGUCAUGGUAUGAAUUUUAAAAUUAGAGGCCUUCUUAAGUUAUAAGUUUAUGAUAAUAUGGAAGGGUGAUCUUGUCAGUCUUUCAUUACCAUUUUAGAUAUGUGUGUUCUUUCCAUUUCAAGUCAUUUAGAUGCAUUUCUAUUGUUGUUUUUGGUUCAUAACAGAUGUCACGCAUAACGAAGUGGUUAUGCGCAGCCGACUGCAUAUAACCCUGAGAGUUAAACGCAGUCGGCAAGUCACGUGAGGUCUAUAUUCUUCCUGUGUUACAGUAUCGAUUGAUAAAGGUGCUACGUUAUCAGGGUGACUGGGUGGUCGAAUGGUAUAAACUAUAAACUGAGCAAACCUCAAGUUGGUGGACUUGUGUUCAAUUCCAGCCAAAGGCCAGCCAUGAAUGAAUACGUGUUAGUUGUUAUGUUUGUUCUCGAGAAUGAAGCAAAACAGCUAGGCUUGUUGUUUUAUUUUGUUUUGGCUAAAAAAUGUUAAAACAUGAUAAGAAUUAUUAACUUGACCAAUGUAAUGUUUAUAAUGUUAUUCUUAUAAUUAUCAAAUAUAUAUUUUGUGUUGUGAACUAAUUUUGUGGCAGAUAAAAUAAUGUUUCUCUGCUACAGUAAUUAUAAUCAGGGGUGGAGAGUAGCAAUAAAAAAUAGCUGUAGGGGCAGGGGGUUCUGUAGAGGGGGCACUGUAAGUAAUACUUUCACACAGUUAUAGUUUUGCAUGGAAGCUGAAAACUGUUACAUUUAGGUCGCCAAAAAAAAAAAAGUCAUAAAUGAUAUAAUUUUUUAAAAAAAUAAAUAGAAUGUGUUUCCUGAAUUAGUCAGUAAUACCAACCACAUGGUCAUAGCAACAUAUAAAAACCUAAUCAAUCAGAAUACAGAACUUGACUUAGACCAUGGAAAUGCCUUUUAAAAAAUCAUCUGCUUAGGCUUAGACUCUAAGAAAUGUAGACUUUGAUUUAGACUUAUAAUUAUAAUAUAUAAGAUACAAGCAAUAAUACUAAUAAUAGCACUAAUACUAAUGCUAUUACUAUCAUUCAAUAUUAAUUAAAAUUAAUUCAAAUAAAAUUUUACGUUAAACACAUUAAAAGUUAUAGUUCAAAACAACCCAUCAUGCAGCUAAUUACGCAUAAUACUUUUUUUAAAUUGCCAAACUAGCGAUAAUAAACCUUAUUUGGCUAAAUUCCCAGCCGACUGCGUAUAACCCUGAGAGUUAUACGCAGUCGGCUGGGAAUAACCCUCAGGGUUAUGCGCAGCCGACUGCAUAUAACGCUCAGGGUUAUACGCAUCUGACUGCGUAUAACGCUUCCCCACGCAUAAGGGAGCCGGAGGUUUUAAACAUGUGGUGAGAGGUGUCUAAAUUUUGUUGCAAACUUUUUACAAUUGCUGAGUGGGUUAAAAAAAACAAUCAAAACAGUGUGACAUCAUUCAUGGAUGGCUCCCUGUUAACCCUUAUGGCCAUUGUUAGUAAAUGUUAUAAAAUAUAAUUAGAGCCUUUUACAAUUUCAAUAUAUUUUUAUAAAGUUUAUCGUCAUGCGCAAUCAUUUUGGAAACAGAAUAGAUGUAAAAGCAAAAUCAGAUGAAAACUUAUUGGCUUUUGAGGUGCAAAUAAAUUGUUAACUUGCUAAUUAAUCAUGCCUUGUGUAGUCUAGUAAUUGGACAGAUAUAUAUUAGGUGUAUGACAACCCAACCAUAGUGUCUGCACUACAGGGGCUUAAGAAGGGUGUGCAGAGGCAGUGGCGUAGCUAAGGUUUGUAGUGUAGGCAAUGGUGUAGCUGAGUUUCGUGCCACCAGGGUGAUAUAUAUAUGAUAUGUAUAUAAUAAAGUAUAUUUUUCUGUUUAACAUCUUAAAUUGCAAUUGAAAACAAAGAUCUAAUUAUAAAAUUAUGUUUAGGAUGAAAAACAAUCAACUUCUAAGAAAUGAAACCCAAACCAUGAUCAAGAUUAAUGUUUUCACUAAAUCUAUAACAAUAUAUUUACAAUACAGUAACUGAUGUCUGCUUUUCAAAUUGUGGCUCAAAGAUUAACUAACUAGCCUUUAUUUUCUUAACCCCCAAAUUGAAUGCACCCACCUCAUUGUUAAAACGCAUUAAAUGCAGUAUGAUUAAUAUAUAUAUUUUUUUAAAAAACAAUUAUUAAGGAAAAUAGACAUAUUUAUUCUGCAGCCACAGGUUGUCAUCCACUGGCCUAGGAAUAUUCAAAUCAAAGUUUACUAAAAGAUCACAUAACCAAGUGCUCCAUAGGAUCUCUACAACAUGUUUCCCAAUUAAAGCUGUCAAGAAAUUCUAAAAAUUUACAAGGCCUAAUACAAUUGAUAAGUUUUAUCACACUCAACUAAGCCUGUUACACUCUACCAAGUAACUUAAUUUUAAAUAUUAAUAGUAGUAUAUUAAAUAGGUCCAGUCUUCAACUCUCAGCUGAAGUUGAAGAAAUAAUAUUAAUAGUAAUUCUUUGUGUUAUUAUUUCAGUUGUUGCUGUUUUUUUUUUCUUCUUAAAGUAGCAAUUUUUAAAAAUUAUUUUUAAAAAUUCACUUGGUAGAGUUUUUAUGUUAUUUUCCCUGUAAUUAGUGGAAUAAUUUAAUUAUUAAGAACUUAAAUAUAUAUAAAUAUAGCAAGGUCACAGCGAAAUAUUUCCUAAUUUUAUUUUUAAUUCAAUGUGAUAGGACGCUACAUCCAGGUCUGUGUUUACUAAACUUUUAAGCUUGUUGGACUAGUGAGUUAGUUUCCUCAUUGCACCACAUACUGUUGCCAGAUUUAUUAACUGUUUUUAUAUUUUUAUUUCACCCUAAAUAUGUCAUGAUAAGCCAAUGUGCGAUCACUCUGUUAACUAUAACCAUUUAUUGCUAAAUGAAAUUAAAAUUAUCUGAGCUUUACAACUGAGAAUGGUAUGUUUAUGGUAUGGUAUAUCUUUUACUCAUACUCAAAAUCCAGUUAAUUCCAUGCUGCUAAAUUUAGUAGUCAAUGUAGAGAGACAUCUCAGAUUCUCUUCUUCUGCAGCAGUAAAUUGGUAUGGAGCAUCGAGAUUAAAUGGAUCUUGAAUCCAUGCAAAUUAUUAAUAAUAUAAUUUUGAAGACAAUUGACUUAAUUAUUGCAGAGCACCAUCUAGUAACUGUUUGUAGAGACUUCUGCAAACAGUUACCGGUAUUACUAUGUGAGUUACUGGUUUACAUUUGAGACUUCUUAUUUGUGCAAAUUGGGGUUAUUAAGUCUGCUACUGUGGGGAAAAAAAAAUGUAAAUAACUAUCAUGGGGAUGUGGAGAAGGAAAUGAGGGGGGCUGUGUCCUGUUUGAGGGUGGCUGUGUCCAGUUUGAUUCCAAGAUUUGAUAAAAUAAUGACAGGCUCAUCCAUCCAACUAAUUACGAUUUGUCCAAUUAAUUUCGUUUUCAAGGAUCAAAUUAUGAGUUUUAUUUAUGUUAAAAUAAUCCCUUAAUUUUAAAAAAUACAUAUUAGCUAUUUAGCAUUAGUCAUAAUUGGGGAAAUCCUGGAUAUAGCAAAGGUGCAGAGAAGGGAACAAUUAUGAAAACCACUGUUAAUGCAUUGAAUACUGCUUGUGUCAAUUUUUAAAAAGAAAUUUUUACACAACACUUCUGGCAUAAUUUGAGCUGAAAUAUUAUUUUAUUAUUUACUUAUGUUUUUGUUUUUUUAUUAAAGACUUUUUUGACUAUACUACUAUUAUUUUAAUUGUUAGAGAUUGUUGUUACUUAUUGCCAUUUCUGUGUAUAAAAUUUUAUUAUAAUUUGAAGACCUUUUGUCAAUGGAGUUUAAACAUGUUAAAAAUAAGAUAGUAAUCUAGCUUUAGCAGCUAAAGUUUUAUAGAAAAAGAAGUUAAUACUCAUGUGUGGCAAUCUCAGAUAUUUGUGAAGUAAUUGAAACCCUUACUUUGUUCUUCUUGUGUUUGGCCUAAACAAUCUGGAUUAGUAUCACUAAUUCUGUAUGGUAUUAUAUUUUCAGAGCUAUUUAGAUGUUUUACUUAUCCUCCAGUAAUUCUUGUCAUUUACCAAAGAAUAUUAAAGGUAAGUAACAUGAAAAUGUACACAAACAAUGUAUUUUAAUACAUUUUCCAAGUAUAAAAAAUCAAAUUCUCCAGCUACAGAUAACUAGUAGAAUCUUAAUUAUUAAUGUGUUUUUAUUUACUGUAAUAUAUAUAUAUAUAUUAAACACCUUUUAUUAAUUGUUUUUCAUAUAUUUAAACAAAUUAAUUCACAUGUUAAGUUUUUAAAAAUUUUAAUCUCUCCCUCAACUGGCAUGCUUUUCAUGUCAUUGCUAUUUUAUUCUUUGUGUGAAAUUUUUUUGUAUGAAUACUUUAUGUUUUGAAAUCUUUUUUUUUUGUUGUUGUUUUUAAAUGUCUUCCUCUCUUAAAGUGUACCUUUUACCAGGCUUCAAUUUUUUUUUUAAAGAUGAUGGUUUCCUAAAACGCUUGUGACCGCCAAGAAUGUCAAGGUCACCAUGGACGAUGCUGUAAGUCGUGACUCGGUUACUUCCUCUACAAGUGAAGAGUUCGUUGUUAUUAACAGUGAGCCCAAGCUUAAAGUGGCAGCAGACGUCAAUGACAUCAGUGAGGAGAUUGCCAGUGCCACUGCUACAGAAACUAAAAUGUCAGACAGUACAGACAAUCUGGCAGAGCAUUGUGAUCAUGUAAUUCCCAGCAGUCAGUCAGUGAACAUCCUAAAUUCAUCCAUCCUGGAGAAUUAUCCUGAUACCCCGGUUGAGGAGGAUAGAUCUACGCUUGGGUCAGGUCAGUAAAAAUAGUAAAAAAGGACUAUCCGAUUUUUUUUAAAAGGCAUUCUUCAAUCGUUGUUAGAUAAAGUAUCAUUUAAUGAGAGAUAUGUAGUUACUUUUUAUUUUUUUUCUUGAGAGGAAGUUGGACUGUUAAUCUGUGUAAUAAAGGAUAAUAAAUGAAGGAUUGCAUUCAAGCCGUGUGAAGGAAAUGAUAGACUUUCCGGCAAUAACAAUGGCGAUCGCUUGAGUUUUUAACUAGUCCCUAUUUCUUAUCGUAUUUUCCUUUGCCUUGUUCGUUGAAGUAGGCUCUUAGCCGCAAGUUUCUUAUCUUUGUCCUGUUGUUUGAUUCAAGCUUCCACAUACCUUGUUUUACUACAUCCUUCUAUGUAAUAAGCUACCAGUUUUUUUUAAUGAAUUUAAGUAAAUUAAAUGUUAAUUUGAAGGUUCUUUAAAAAAGGAUGAAAUUUGAUGUAGUCGAUGUCCAAUGCAUUGCAUUAGUGCAGGUGAGCAUUUACUAAACAUUACUCAUUUUCCAGGUCUUCAGAUAUCUUUAGUCUCAAUAUGUAUUUUUUUGUUUACACAGCCCACAGUGUCUCCUUCCAUUUGACUGUUUUGCAAGGGGUUUAUUAUUUAUGUGUGCAUAUUUCCUUGUAUCUUCAGACCGAGCUCGCUCCACCUCACUGCCAACAAUACCUAAUGGGGACUGUACUAUUUUUAAUGGUGUCACCUACUUAGGCUGUGCCAUGGUAAAUGCGCCUCGUAGUGAGGCAGAGAUUUAUCGCAAUAUGGCUGUCCUCAAUCAACACAGUCAAAUGGCUAUUCCUGUGGCCCUGUCUGUGCCAGCUACAUCAGAAGGCAUUGUCAGGUGAGGAGAUCUAGAUGUGUUUAAACUGUGAAAUUUCUUAUGCACUUGAUGCACACAUCACGCUCAACAGCUGACAUUUCUGUACUUCACAGCACUAAUUUUAUUAUGGUUUUGUUUUUUUGUGUUGGCACAUUUUUGUUCUCUAAUUUUCCAAAUUCAGUUGUAAAUCAGUUUUGUCUAUUUAAAAAUUCUUUUUUGUUUUACUCUGCCUUCUCUUUAAAAAAAUGCAGAGCUAUUGAACAUUAAAGACUUAAUGUGGCUGGAGGUGGGGGGGGGGGGGGGGGGGGGUGGAGAAUUUAGACAAAUUUUAGUUCCCAAGAUCAGCUGUUAAUGUUAAUAUUUCUGACCUCUGUUGUCUUGUAUUGUAUGUAGUUUUAUAACUGCAUUUCGUAACAAUUUGUUAAUAUAAAUAUUAAAAAAUUUGAUUUGAGAGAUGACGAGCAGGCUGUUGUAAUAGUGUGUUGACUUAUUAUUGUAACAUUUUCAAUGUCAAAUUCCUUGUUGUGUUCUAGUUAUCUUCAGAUUCUAUAAUAAGUCUUUAUUUAUCAAAUGUAAGCAAAGUUGUAUUUUAUAUUCUCUAUUUAAAUGUUUCUUUUCCUUUGUGUUGCUUUUUAAAAAAAUUUAAAAAAUCAACAUUCCCUUUUAUAAAGCAAGGCGGUCACUGAUAAUAAUGAACCUGGCAAUGACACUCACACCCCGCCUCCAACCCUAUCUAGAGUUGCAGAAUUAAGUUACAGUAGGUCUGAUUAUGGGACAGAAUAAUUAACAUUGAGUCAAGCACAGAGCUUAACCUGAAAGUUUGCUAGACACUGAAUGUGUGUUUGUGUCCAACUGUGUUGCUAGAAUCUAACAGUGUUUGUGUCAGUGUCUUCUGGCUGAUAAGUGAGUAUCGCUAGAGUCUGACCAUGUAUGUGUGUUUGUGUCAUAGAAUCUGCUGGCUGGCAUGUGAGUGUAGUUAGAAAAGGCAUGGAUUGAUCACCCCCUUCUGCAAGAAAAUGUUAUGUUUAUUUGGUCCUGUUGUGAUCAAACAGAAUAUGCUAAUGGUAUAUUACUGUUAUAUUAUAUUUUUUAUUUUAUUAUAGUCUUAUUUAAAAGAAUUUCUCGGUCUGCUUACUGGAAUAAUUAUUGACUUUAAAAAAUAGAACAUGUAAUAAAAAGGCAGAAUUUCUAACCAUUAAUUUUAAGUUUAAAAUGCUUUAUGUGUGACUCUUCGUUUCUUUUUGUUAACGUCUAAAUUUUGAAGCACCCGCUUUACUUGAAUACUAAAAAGCAUUAUGAUAUAAUUACACAAAUCAACAAUAAAAAUGUUACCUAUCUAAAGCAUUUGUUAAGAAAUGUGAAUUUAAUUUAGCUAUUCUACUUUCUUUUUAGCUAUAAUAUUCCUUAGAUGAGGAGAAUCCAUUUGUGCUUGUUGUAAGCUUUGUCUAUCUUUUAUUGAGCUGUCUUUCUGUUUUAAAUUUGCAAUACUAUUGUUUUCAAAUCUGUGUCAUCAGAUUUAAAAUGACCAAAACAAAUUUGACAAAGUUAUUUAAAAAGCGGUAAGGAUUACUUAAUAAUAACCCAUCCUUUUUCCUUUGACAAACAUUUUUCGUUUUUGUUAUCCUCAAGAAUUCCAGAGCAGUACAAUAAAUAAUACUUAAAUCGGGCUCUUAAAAUAGUUGACCAUAUUUUUUUAGUCAUUAUUUUUUUUUUUUUUUUUUUUUUUUUUUUUUUUUUUUUUUUUUUUUUUUUAAAUUUUUUUUUUUUUUUUUUUUUUUUUUUUUUUUUUUUUUUUUUGCUUACAUUAUUUUUUUCCAUAGAAGAUUUCCCUUUAAUCAAUGAUACAAUAAAACAGUCAUAAAUAUGAUAUUCUCUAAACUACAAAAUGAACUGGUCUUUUAAACACACAAACAUGCUGUUCAGUAAAAAAAAAAUUAACUUAAGUUUAUUGCAUGGUUUCCGAUAAUCUUGUUAUGUAUCUGUUGUUACUAAAUGUUCCAGAGUAUUUUGUCCAUCUGUAAGUAUGACAUGUAUUAGGGUUAAUAGUUUUUGAAUUUUUUUCCUCUGUUUUAAUUCCAAUGUGUUUUUGUCUUUUUCCUUUUUUUUUUUUUUUUUUCCGCAGCAGAAGUGGGGAACUAGUGCGGUUUGCAUGAAUUUUUUUCCCUACUUUUUUUUGUUUCCUUUUUUUCUGUUAAUAGUUUUUGAAUUUUUUUUCUCUGUUUUAAUUCCAAUGUGUUUUUGUCUUUUUCCUUUUUUUUUUGUUCCGCAGCAGAAGUGGAGAACUAGUGCGGUAUGCAUGAAUUUUUUUCCCUACUUUUUUGUGUUGCCAUUUUUUCAGCUCCUCCCAUUUUUGCCACAUGAGAUGUGCAGUGCAUAAGUUAAUCUAAUCUAAUAUCUCAAGCACAUAUUUUGUUAGUUCGAUGUACAUCACCAUCAUUGGCACCAGUACACAAUCUUGAUGUCAGAGUUUGGUUUGCAUGAUUUUACUUUUUUGGGGGCGUCUGGAAUUUUUUCUUUCUAGUUUUUUAAAAAUAUUUUAAUUUUAUUUUUAUCUUCCUAUUGAAAUCUCCCUAUUGGUAUGCAGAUUUUACCAUUUAAUUUUUUUUAUAUUUUUGAAAUUUAAAAUCAGAUAAGGUAUUUUAUAUCAUGUCAAUAUCUUAGACAAAAUGUUUUAGACCCUAUUGAUUCUACCUUCAGUUUUAUUCUGUACAUUUUGUUAAAACUUGUCGAGGAUUAAUACAGUAUUAGAGUAUUACCCUCAACUUGUUUGUUCUUAUUUAAUUUUCUUUUUUUUACUAGUUUGGCCUUUGCAAUUCUAUUGAGCUUCCUGUUGGAUCUUUUCAUUUUAACCUACGUUAAUAUUGAUACAUUGUUUUUGUUCUAUUUAAUUAUUUGUGUUCUUUGUGGAGUUUGUGGAGUUUUUUUCCAGUGUUUUUAAGGUCAUGUUUUUGUGUUGUGUUAUGCAUCACUGGCAUCCGUUUUCAAUGUACUAAUCUGAGAUUCAUUUCUCUGCUUCAUGAAAACCUAAAAUUCUUACACUUAUAACUAAUUAGUUAAUGUUGAAAACAUUAUUCUUUCUAGCUAUAUUUAUUUUUUUAUGUUAAAGUUGUAACAAAUUAACACACACACCUUUUUUUUUUUUUUUUUUUAGGUUUAAAAAAAAUUUUUACAAAUGCUAAAAUGAUAUUUCAAAAUUUGCCAAAAUUUUUUAAUAAUUUUUAUAUUCAAUUUUGUUUUUUUUUUUUUUUUUUUUUUUUUUUUUUUUUUUUAAUUUUUAAUAAAUUAAAUCAUCUCUUUUUUUUUUUUUUUUUUUUAGGUUUAAAGAAAAUGUUUACAAAUGCUAAAAUGAUAGUUCACAAUUUGCCAAAAUUAUUUAAUAAUUUUUAUAGUCAACUCUGUAUUUUGUUAUGAGAUUUUUACACAAAAUUAUUUUAUGUAUUUCAUCACAGAACACCAAAAUUUUUACUUAUCCUAAUGAUUAUUUACCAACUAGAUCAUCAAUUAACGUACAAGAGUGAAAAAUUCCUAGAUUUUUUUUUUUUUAGUACCUCAUGCAUAGUGCAGUAAUUUCCAACCUUAUCUGGGAAAAUAAUUUUUUUCCUGAAAUUAAUAAUAAAAAGAUAACUAAUCGAAAUUAAAUUUUGCAUAACAUAUGGUUGUAUCAAAGGGACUUUUAAAAAAAAAAGAGAGAGAGAUCUUAAAAUGUGUUCCUUGCAUAACCCAGGUUAUAUUGAAUAACCAGUUAAAAAUAACUUUCUUCGACCUGUGUAGAUAGUUUCUUCUCUUAGGGCUUAAGCGUUGUUGGUAGGUCUCUUUGGUGGUUCAUAAAGGACAUCUGCAAAUAAAUAUUUUUAACUGCCCCCUUGUCCAAGCUUGUCUAAUGUGGCUUACAUCCAACCCCCACUCCCUUUCAGUCAUCCCCAUCCAGCAUUAUACAGUGUGAAGUUCCAGGGAGUAUAACAGCUGAUGUUCUCAAUCCACAACGCUCACUAUUGUCGUCCAAACAUAUAUUUAGUUCAAAACAAGGAACCCAAUAAAUAGAAAGUCUCCUUCUGUAUAAUAUUCUUUAUUCAGACCACCUUGCCGUCUGGCAUAUAGCCAUGUACAACAGCCACUCAUUGUCUUACCCAACCUCAACUAUCACAGCCUGUGGCCAGUCAAAUAAUGUGCCAUCAACUGCCAGACCACCAGCAAGGCUUUCAGCAAAGUUUGUGAUGCAGUUGACACUGUUGGCAGACAAGAGCAAUUGACAAAUUGAGGCUCAGUAGGGCCAAAUUCUGCCACCUCAGCUUGUGUGGUCACUGUUGUAUCCUGUGCUUUUGACUGUGGGCCUUAUUGAGUUUUGCAACCUGAGAUGGAAAGGACAGGCCACACUGAUUGCAAAUGUCUUUAUCAGGAUCAGCAGUCACUGAUGGACAAUCUCAAGACAUUUUUUUAAGUUAUAGCAUUUGAAUGUUAAAUAACAUGCUAGAUUAGUAGUCUAAUGCAGGUACGGACCUGUGUAUUCUUAUGAUUUUGGCAUACAAUGUACGAUUUUGAGAUGUCUGCUGUAGUUUUGGACCGCAAUAUGUAAACAGAAAAUAAAAUCAUAAAAUAAUAUAAAAUCAGUCUCUUAGGCUUAAUGCAGUGAUGGGAAACCCAUGGCAUGCCACGUUAAAUACUGUGGCCCGCCGGAUGUAUCACAGAUGAAUUUAUUUCAUCAUUAAAAAAAAAAGCGCUUUUGUGGCAUAAACGCACAUCAUUUCUUUGUGGACAUAUUGUGCCAUUUUGGUGUACUCACCACCAUUUUGGACUAAUGGAUUGAAAAUAGAUUGAAAUAAGCAAUAAAUUAUUUAACAAUUAAGUAAUAAAUUAUAAAACAACUAAGUAAUAAAUUAUAAAACAAUUUUUCUGUUUUUUAGCUACUAAAAUAAAAAGGAUUUAUGUCAACAAAACUAGGUAAAACCUAUUUUUUCACAAGCAAUGCGAUUAAGUCUAGAAUAAUAUAAAACUAUAUUCAAGUAUACAUUCGGUGGGCAUUCUCAAUUUCUGCUCCCCCCACCACAUUUUCGUACAUCAAAGUGGCUAAUGAAAAAUCAAGUACAUUUUUAUGUAAUGCAAUAAUGCACUGUAUAUAAAUAUACAAGCGUCAGUCAUCCACUUUGAGAAGUGAUCUUUAUUAGACCAGCCUUGCAAAUAGUUUUUAUAGAGAAUAAACUGUUUAUUUAUUUAAUAUUACAAUAUGAUAUUGUAAGAUUUUGAGAUGGUUAAGUACCAUGCUGAGACUAUAUUGUGAGUUCCAGGUCAACCAGGUCUGCAUGUACAACAUCUUUCUCCUAAGACUUUAGCUUGGUUGUUAGGCCAUUUUCAUAACACUUGAGUAUGUUGCGCUCUAAACCUUCAGUCUACCUUCCACUUCUCUGUGUGAUCUGUAGAUGUGACUUGCUUUACUAGAACUUUGCAUGCAGUAGAAACAACUAUGUGGUCUGGAUGGGGUAGAGACCAUAUUAUUUACCAUGGAUGUAAAAAAAAUGUUUGUUUAAAUUCCAAUUCCAAAAAUAAACAAUGGGGACAGAUUUCCCAGGUUCAUUAAUGUUUUUUUUAAAAUAUUUUCAGUAAAAUGAACCUUUAAAUCUCAUAUAUAGCACCUUACUUUAAGCUAUUAUUUUUUUUAAAUAAUAAAAAUAUUAAGGAUUUUUUUCUUCUCAUGUUCAUAAGUUUAACUCUUUUGCUGCGGAAUUUUUUUAUCGAAAAAAUUUGAAUUUUUUUCAGAGAGCAAAAAUGAGUAAGAGAUUGGGUUUAUUGAAGAAAUAUUUAACAUAUUAUUUUUUGGUUCAUAAGACUAAACUUGGUAUCAAAUGAAAGAUAAUUGAAUGGACUAUAUGUUUGUAAACUUAUUUCUUCAGUUUAAAUAAAAUUAGUAACAGAAAAGAACCAUUUCCCCCCCCCCCCCCCCAACGCUAUGAUGUAUGCAUACCUGAUCUUCAUUUCUAUAGUUCAAAAACUACUACCAAAGGAAUCAUGCAAUGGAUAUAAAUAUAAAUCACCUUCACUAUCAAAAGAAAUAGUAUAAAACAACUCCAAAUCUUUUUGAGCUGUUAAUCGUCAGGAAACUUCGACAUAGCAACAGUAGGAAAAAAAAUCACAAAGAAAAUCAUGAAAAUAAUGCUUCAAAUGACAACAAAUAAACCUUGGUUUCACUUACAAACAAUGAAGUUCCACUCCUUUAUGUAAAAGUCUUAUUUAAAAAUAGCCCUUAAAAAGUUAAACCGAGAAAUAAAAAAGAAACAAACAUGAUAUUGAAACAACGCACAGCGCAUUGGUCUGUGCUUUUUAGAACAGCGGAUGAAAGCAGUGUGCAUUGUGCCCCGCAGGGAAAGAGUUAAAGCUGUAACAAAAAACAAAAUUCUUUUGUGUUAAUACUCAGACCUUGUUUUUUUUAAUCUCUCCCUUACCUAUAAAUUGGAGCACACUGUUUGUUGGAUGGGUGGCCUCAUUUUUUUUUUUAGUUCUGCCUGAUCUAUAAAGUGGGGGUACACUGUUUGUUGGAUUAGUCACCUUCUUUUCAUCUCUUUGCUGUAGCACACCAUUGUGUGGCUCUACGAUUUUACACUUGGCUUUAGUUUUCUAAAUAGAUGUUGUUACCAACAACAGAAAUACUUUUAGCUAUGGGAUUCCACAUCAUGUUGUGUAAAAAAAAAAAAAAGACGUGUAAAAUACUAUUUUGCAAUUUUGCUUUAGCACACCAUUGUGUGGCUCUACGAUUUUACACUUUGCUUUAGUUUUCUAAAUAGAUGUUUUUACCAACAACAGAAAUACUUUUAGCUAUGGGAUUCCACAUCAUGUUGUGUAAAAAAAAAAAAAAAGACGUGUAAAAUACUAUUUUGCAAGAGCAUUAUUGUUUCGUUGUGCAAGUCAGGAUUCAGCAUUGAAUUUUUUCAACAACUGAACAUUUAAGUUUUUAAAAAUCCAAUUCAACUUUUUUUAAAAUCCAAUCAGAUAGAAUGAGACUCACAUGAGGCACUCAUUUAUUACAUUUUAUAGCAAUGUCUUGCAAAGGUUUAAAAGACUAUAUAGUGAUGUCCACUUUUUAACAUCAACUUGGUUGUACAUGGAUUUAUCACUUGUCCAGUGUAGAUGAUUUUUGUGCUUGAAUAUUGUAAGAAGUGCAAUCAUUUCAAAAUCUGUGAACUAGGCAAACAUACUUACAGAAAAAAAAAGAUAAGUGCAUAUAAAGAUAGAACUCCAGCAUGCUGUUUAUGGCUCUUACACAUAUUUCUUGGCAUCUUGUCUCUAUGUGUGUUAACUAGAACAGCCGCUUGUUGUACAAGUAUUGAUUUAUGAUACCCUCAUAUAGCUUACUGGACCGUUUGAAAUGUUUGAAUCUGAGUUGACUCCCCUGGUUUGUUUCAGACUCUUGGACCCUGCAUCAAAUUCGGAUAUUGCUAGUUUCCGCAUCCACCGGAUUCUGUUCUGUGCCCGGGGACCAAGUGAUUCAGCUGAGAGGCAGUGCUUUGCAUUCACUUGUAGCCAUGGUGAUAGUGCUGAAAAUGCCAUCUUCCAAUGCCAUGUAUUCCGCUGUGAUAUCCCUGAAGCAGUAAGUUCUCUCCCUCUCUCUCUCCCCCUCUCUUUCAUCUCUCCCUCUCUCUCUCCCCCCCUCCCUCUCUCUCUGUCUCUCCCUCACCCCCUCUCUCUCUCCGUCCCCCUCUCUCAUCCCUCCCCCCCCCUCUUUCUCUCCCCAUCUCUCCCUCCCUCUGUCACAGACACCCUGUAAUACCGUGCUGUGAUAUCCCUGACGCAGUAAGUUCUCUCCCUCUCUCUCUCCCCCUCUCUUUCCUCUCCCCCUCUCUCUCUCCCCCCCUCCCUCUCUCUCUGUCUCUCCCUCCCCCCCUCUCUCUCUCCGUCCCCCUCUCUCAUCCCUCCCCCCCCCUCUUUCUCUCCCCAUCUCUCCCUCCCUCUGUCACAGACACCCUGUAAUACCGAUACACAUAGAAAUUAAGACAUGUUUGUAUGCAGUAUUUAAUCUCAAAAUGGACUCAACAUUUUUUUACUUAUUUAUCUGUAAAUUUUUUUUUUUAAAGAAAGAAAGAACAAAACUUCAGCAUAAAAAAAUAAAAUUCAAUUUAAUAAAGCUUGCAUACUGCAUAUGGUCGAGGACACAAACAAUUGAUACUUUUUUUUCUACACUGGAAGCUCCUCUAAUCUGUAGUUUUCUACAUUGGAAGCUCAGCUAAUCUAUAGUUUUCUACACUGGAAGCUCAGCUAAUCUAUAGUUUUCUACACUGGAAGCUCAGCUAAUCUCUAGUUUUCUACAUUGGAAGCUGGGCUAAUCUCUAGUUUUCUACAUUUCAUUGUUCACAAGAAUGCAAAGACUUUAUAAAACUUCUCAAUUUUAUUACUCACAGGGCAGAUAAAACUGAGAGAUCUGUCUUGUCUGUUUUAUCUCCAAAUCUUUGGAUGUCAUGCAAAGAUGACUUUAAUUUUGUUAUGCAUCUAAAAAUAGGUCCCUAAAAUUCUCUACUGUUUUGCAAACACUUUUCGGAGGAUACCAAGAACUCAGAAGUCAUCUGAGGCUUCAUUUUCCAGUACAGAGCAGACAUUUACAUUUUCCGUCAGUCUCGAUUUCCGUGAGGAUGACGGCAAAGGUGGAUUUUCGGCAUGCCCAAAAGAUAAAGAUGGAUUUAAAUUCCGAGUGAACACAGAGAAACGCCUGCAGAUAUCUGUUCAGCAGUCUGGGCCACAUGAACUCAGGAUAGAGAGGUAAAUUAAAUGGAUUAACCCAUUCAAUAUGUUACUAUUAAACAGUGGAACGUACUAAUAGUAGUAAAAUUAAGGGACUAAAAUUCCAUUCGACCUGAUUUUACUUAAAAUAAAUCCCAGCUUUCUGUUUAUCAAACCUUUGUCAUGUAGCAUAUCAAAAUUUAACUAAUUGAUCAAGAAAUAAUUUUUUAUUAUUAAAGAGCGAUAAAUGUAUUUACAAUUCUACUCACCAACCAAUAAAUCAUGGAAGAAUAAUUCAAUCAAGAGAAUUUUUUCAACAUAUGAGCCUUGAAUCUUGAAUAAAUGUUCCAAAAGUUAAUAAUAGAAAUAACUAUUCCAGUCUGGUACACAAAUAUUUACACAUAUUUACAAACUAUAUAAACCAGGCCUGCACAACAUACGACACUCGGUGACCCGCGAAGUAUCGAAAUAGUCUGCAUUAUUAUUAUUUUCUUAAUAGCGCCCCCCCCUGUCCUAUCAUCUUUCGGCCCACACAAACGGCCCGCACUUAUUUUUCAUAAACUGUUCCGGCCUGCCUUAUAUUUUGAGUUGUGCGGGUCUGAUAUAAACAAAUCGGGCCAUUGUUUUCAUUCGAGUCCAAUGAAUCAUCCAAGCUAAGUAAUUGGCUUGCUAUUUCAGUAGUCAUACAUCUAAAUCUUGAGCGAGCAGACCUAAUAUUAGUAUUAGUACCACUUGUUGAAGCCAUUUCAAUCAGCAUAUGUUUGUUUAAAAUUUUUAGAUAGUGAAAAACUAGCAAAUAAUAGACAAAACCUGGUACAAUCAGAUAGAAAAUUCACAAAGAGGUAGUUGAAACUCUUCUGAAUAAAAGUUUGUAAAGCUAUAAAUAAAAACUUUGACUGUUUAAGUUAAAACCCUAAAGGAAUGAAACAAACCAGCGAUUGACGCACUCUGCAUCAAAACGUAUUCAGCAGUAAUUGGGGUGACGCACACUUCAGCGAAACAUAUCGGAUGGGUUAAAUCAAAAGUUGUUGUUUUUUUUAUUAUUUUAUUUUAGAAUUAUACUUUAAUUUUACCUCUGGAAUGGUUUUGUCUAAAGGAGAUCCUGGCCAUGUUAUUGCAGGAGAUCCUGGCCAUGUUAUUGCAGGAGAUCCUGGCCAUGUUAUAGCAGGAGAUCCUGGCCAUUGUAUUGCAGGAGAUCCUGGUCAUAUUAUGCAGGAGAUUCUGGCCAUGUUAUUGCAAGAGAUCCUGGCCAUGUUAUUGCAGUAGAUCCUUAAUCAUGAUAUUGCAGGAGAUCCUAGCCAUGUUAUUGAAAGAGAUCCUGGCCAUGUUAUUGCAGAAGAUCCUUAUCAUGUUAUUGCAGAAGAUCCUGGCCAUGUUAUUGCAGGAUAUCCUGGCCAUGUUAUUCUUCAUGAAGAGUUCAGUACUUGAACAUAUACAAAAUGAGAAACUAAACAUCCAAAGUUUGGGUCAAACAAACAAAAAUUGUUAAGUAAAAUGCUAAAGGUAAAAGUGAAAAACUGAGCUCAUAGUUAGUACUAUAAAACUAGUAGUAGGCAUGCACAUUUUAACAAGGCUCAUAGCUACUAGGCAUGCACAUUUUAACAAGGCUCAUAGAUAGAAGGCAUGCACAUUUUAACAAGGCUCAUAGCUAGUAGCAAUGCACAUUUUAACAAGGCAAACUUAGUCACCCCAUUUUAAUGCUAUGUCACUUCAUGGCCUACCCCCAAUAAUUUGCUGAACUCAAUCCAGGCAAAUCUAGUCAAGAAACUGUUAUUCUCAAUUGAUGGAGAUAAAAAGUGACACCUAAUUAUGUAAUAAAACUAAACCAUAGGAGGAUUCUAGAUUUUAAAAAAUUAUUGCACAAUGCAAAUUACUUAAAUGUAAAGCAGCUGCUGCCGAAUCAAUAGAAUAUGUUUGUCAUUUGAUUUAUACAUUGGGCUUGAUUGUUUUGGGGCAUUUUAUUGAUUCAUACCUUGGGGACUUGAAUUUAUUUGAGACAUUUGAUUCAUACCUUGGGGGUUGUAUGCAUUUUAGACAUUUGAUUCAUACCUUGGGGACUUGAAUUUAUUUGAGAUAUUUGAUUUAUACCUUGGGGGUUGUAUGCAUUUUAGACAUUUGAUUCAUACCUUGGGGACUUGAAUUUAUUUGAGACAUUUGAUUCAUACCUUGGGGACUUGAAUUUAUUUUAGACAUUUGAUUUAUACCUUUGGGGUUGUAUUCUUUUUAGAUAUUUGAUUUAUACCUUGGGGGUUGUAUUCAUUUUAGACAUUUGAUUCAUACCUUGGGGACUUGAAUUUAUUUGAGACAUUUGAUUUAUACCUUGGGGGUUGUAUGUAUUUGAGACAUUUGAUUCAUACCUUGGCGGUUGUAUGUAUUUGAGACAUUUGAUUUAUACCUUGGGGGUUGUAUGCAUUUUACACAUUUGAUUCAUACCUUGGCGGUUGUAUGUAUUUGAGACAUUUGAUUAAUACCUUAGGGGGUUGUAUGUAUUUGAGACAUUUGAUUCAUACCUUGGCGGUUGUAUGUAUUUGAGACAUUUGAUUUAUACCUUGGGGGUUGUAUGCAUUUUACACAUUUGAUUCAUACCUUGGCGGUUGUAUGUAUUUGAGACAUUUGAUUCAUACCUUGGCGGUUGUAUGUAUUUGAGACAUUUGAUUAAUACCUUGGGGGGUUGUAUGCAUUUUACACAUUUGAUUCAUACCUUGGCGGUUGUAUGUAUUUGAGACAUUUGAUUAAUACCUUGGCGGUUGUAUGUAUUUGAGACAUUUGAUUAAUACCUUGGGGGGUUGUAUGUAUCUGAGACAUUUGAUUCAUACCUUGGCGGUUGUAUGUAUUUGAGACAUUUGAUUCAUACCUUGGCGGUUGUAUGUAUUUGAGACAUUUGAUUCAUACCUUGGGGGUUGUAUGUAUUUGAGACAUUUGAUUCAUACCUUGGCGGUUGUAUGUAUUUGAGAAAUUUGAUUUACGCCUUGGGGGUUGUAUGUAUUUGAGAUACUUUAUUAUGGCAAAUCCACAUCUAUACCCUUUAAAAAAAAGGUAUUUUGUCUUUCAGAUGUUUUGGUCUGCUCAUUUCCCCUGGAAGAAAUGUACAACACAGUGACAUGCAGUUAAUAGAGCUGGUGAGUCAGUCAGUUUCUCGCAGGGGAUUAAGCAUAUUACACAAUAUGACAAGAUGAUUGGGGAGAAAUGGAAGUGUGUAGAAACCAUAAUUAUUAACGCCCCAAUUUCCACAAUGAUAAACACCUCACUGCCACAAUGAUGAACACCUUACUGCCACUCCAUGGGCAUAGAUAGGCAAAAAGUCAGGCACUGUACAUUGAUGUCUAUUUCUAGGUAUUCCAAUAGAUUCUCUUAUUCAACAUUUGUGAAGUAUUUUGAUCAUCCACUUGUUCCCCUCCAUUUCAGGUUUCCAUGAGCUACACCCCUGAUACUAAAGUCUACAAUGUGACCGGACAUUGGGAUCCAUCCGAGAAAUGCUUUGCUAUACUUAAUACUGAGACAGAAAAAGGUAGGUCGCAUGAAGAGCGGUUGUGUGACUUUUGGAGGCCGUCUUACACUAUUGGGCCCCCCCCCCUCUCUUUUGGACUCACAGAUUAUAGUCUUAAAUAUUUUUCUACAUGAAAACUUUGGACCUCUUAAAAAUACAAGGCCCCCUGGAGCAGCAGUGGUAGCAGGGCCCACACGAUGGCUCAGUGGUAGCAGGGCCCACACAAUAGCUCAGUGGUAGCAGGGUCCAAACAAUGGCUCAGUGAAAGCAGGACCCACACAAUGGCUCAGUGGUAGCAUAGCCCACACAAUGGCUCAGUGGUAGCAGGGCCCAACCAAUGGCUCAGUGGUAGCAGGGCCCACACAAUGGCUCAGUGGUAGCAGGGCCCACACAAAGGCUCAGUGGUAGCAGGGCCCAACCAAUGGCUUAGUGGUAGCAGGGCCGCCACAAUGGCUCAGUGGUAGCAGGGCCCACACAAUGGCUCAGUGGUAGCAGGGUCCACAUGAUUGCAUAGUGGUAGCAGGGCCCACACAAUGGCUCAGGGGUAGCAAGGCCCACAUGAUGGCUCAGUGGUAGCAGCCCCACACAAUGGNCCACAUGAGGCCUCAGUGGUACCAGCCCCACAAAAUGGCUCAGUGGUAGCAGGGCCCACAUGAUGGCUCAGUGAUAGCAGGACCCACACAAUGGCUCAGUGGUAGCAGGGCCACACAAUGGCUCAGUGCUAGCAGGGUCCCAUCAUUGCUCAGUGGUAGCAGGGCCCACACGAUGGCUCAGUGGUAGCAGGACCCACACCAUGACUCAGUUGUAGCAGGGCCCACACUAUGGCUCAGUGGUAGCAGGGUCCACAUGAUUGCAUAGUGGUAGCAGGGUCCACAUGAUUGCAUAGUGGUAGCAGGGCCCACACAAUGGCUCAGUGGUAGCAGGGCCCACACAAUUGCUCAGUGGUAACAGGGCCCACACAAUGGCUCAGUGGUAGCAGGACCCACACAAUGGCUCCGGUUACACCUUCCAUGUAUUAAUAUGACCCAUUUCUAUAGAUUUAUUCAACUUCCUUCAUCUAACUUAGUGUGUCUUAUUUGUUAAAUAGAAACACUGCAAUGGUCAACUGGUUGUAUCAACACUGGUGUGACUGCAGGAUCCUUUCAUUUGUGGGAACUAAUGCUUGAAAUGAAUGGUUUUUCAUCUGAGUUAUUUACUCACAGAAGUAAUUGUAUGGAGUAACCUUUGGGCUGCAGCCAUCAAUCUAUACUACAGCUGAAGAAAAUAUCCCAGAUGUGUAUAAACUACUCUAGAGUUGAAGAGAAAAAAAAAGGGGGGGGGGGCAAACAUGCUUAUUUCACAAAAGCAAAGCCAAGCUGGUUUAAUGUAUUUUUCUUGUUUAAUGAUUGCCAAUUUCAGACACUCGAGUCUUCUUGACAGUGGCAGUCGACUUAGUGUUGUAUGGGAUUCAGGAACCUGUACGAUUUAUUUUGGAAACAAAAGCCAAGAUCUACCCUGUGUCGGAGAAGUUUUGGUAUCUGAGUCGCAAAGGCUACACUGAGCAGUUCAGUGUGAGACUUAAACAGGUGGGUGGCCGUGGUAUGGUGGGAUGAGGCUGUGACAAAGAUGAAGGGUAUUCAGAUUGUGGCCAUGGUAUGGUGGGAUCAGACUGUGACAAAGAUGUAGGGUAUUCAUAUUGUGACUAUGGUAUGGUGAGAUCAGACUGUGACAAAGAUGUAGGGUAUUCAUAUUGUGACUAUGGUAUGGUGAGAUCAGACUGUGACAAAGAUGAGGGCUAUUCAGAUUGUGGCCAUGGUAUGUUUUGUUGAGAUAUUGUGACCAUAUUUUGUCUGCUCAGAUUUUGACCAUUGUAUGGUGUGUUCAUAUUGUGUGUUCAAGGUAUGGUGUGUUCAUGGUAUUGUGUGUUCAGAGUGUGCGUUCAUGGUGUGGUGUGCAGAGUGUAUGCUCAUGGUAUAGUGUGUUCAUAUUGUGUGUUCAGGGUAUGGUGUGUUCAUGGUAUGGUUUGUUCAGAUUGUAUGUUCAUGGUAUGUCCCCUAUCCCAGCAUUUUAAUAUGUUCAUGUAAAAAAAGAAUAUAUUCAUAUCAAUUAUUUUCUUUCCUAAGGUUGAAGGUAACGGUGAAGGCAAGUGCUACGAAGUUGUGAAAGUGGAAAGCCAAACGGAGUUAGAGCGACGCAAUCACAACAUGACCUUGAACCUCAGUGGGACCAGUAGGGCACCAGCAGAAUCUAUUAAAACACCUCAAGAGGAGGAAGACUCUGGUUAGUAGAGAUCAGUUGGACAUCAUCUUAAUCAUGUACUAACUCGUUGAUCAUCUAAUCAUUUUCUAACUGAUUGAUCAUCCCAUUAUGUACUAAGUGAUUGAUCAUCCCAUUAUGUACUAAGUGAUUGAUCAUCCCAUUAUGUACUAAGUGAUUGAUCAUCCCAUUAUGUACUAAGUGAUUGAUCAUCCCAUUAUGUACUAAGUGAUUGAUCAUCCCAUUAUGUACUAAGUGAUUGAUCAUCCCAUUAUGUACUAAGUGAUUGAUCAUCCCAUUAUGUACUAAGUGAUUGAUCAUCCCAUUAUGUACUAAGUGAUUGAUCAUCCCAUUAUGUACUAAGUGAUUGAUCAUCCCAUUAUGUACUAAGUGAUUGAUCAUCAAAAAAGAUAAUGAAUCUAUUGAUAAACUUGUGUUUGUACCACCUAAAUAAGUAUUCAUCAUUUGCACAGUAUGCCAUCUAUGUCAAGUGUUAAAAAUAUUCCUGGUCAUAACUAGGUUCAUAAAUACAUUGACAUUUCUCUAUAAACUGACUAAACUCUGUUCUUAAGAUAUGAUGUUCAUGGCUUCUCUGUAUGCUGACUAAACUCUGUUCUUAAGAUAUUGAUGAGCCCCUACUCAGUGGAUCCGGGAUUGUCAGUAAGGAGGUCACUGAUGAGAACCUCCUCGAAGCAUGGGCAGAGAUGCUGUCUAGAUGGCGAAAGAACCUCUCUUCCCGUCCUCGGCAAGUCACACAGUUGGUCCGCAAAACCAUACCUGAGGCACUGCGUGGGGAGGUCUGGUUGUUGCUGGCUGGUUGCCACGACAAUGAAAACUUGCUAGAGUCUUACAGAGUUCUGAUAACAAAGGUAGAUAACUCCCGAUCUGUCAGUUAUUCUCCCUUUUUUUGUUGUUGUUAGUUUGAAAAAUCUAUUAUAGGUUAAUAGCAUCCUAUUUUAGGACUCAAGAAUCUUUCAAAUAACCACUCACUGAUGGAAAUAUCUCAAGAACAACAAGCCCUAUGAAGUUGAAGUUUGAGAUGGAGAUUCCUGUUAUUAGUCUUAUACUCUAGAAGUGCACUGAGAAGUUUUUUAAUUUUUUAAUUCAGCUUUUAAGAGCCUAAAAUGACCAAAAGGAUGAUACAUGGUUACUAUUAAUAGUUUGGAAAUUUGAUUUAUUUAGUGGGAGAAAAAUUUGGUGUCGAUCUAGAAAUUUUGUUGUUAUAUUUUAUUAAUGACCUUUUGUUUAUUGGAUUAUGGGGCAGCAGUAGGUAAGGGAAAUGAUUUGGACAAUUUACACACUGGUAAUAAGACUUGGCUUAAGGAACCAAUUAUUCUGAAACACAAGAACAACUCUGCAGCAAUCGUUGAUGAUUUUUUUAUUGGAUCAACCUCAUCAUUUCUCUUGAAGCUGUCUAGCAGCAAACACCAUAUCGAUGGUUCCGCGUUUUUUGCGGAAACCGCAUUGAGAUGAUGAGGUAUCAGUCUGCAGACUCUGUGGUGGAGUUAGUGAAUGUAGUUUUCUACCCUGUAAACUUCCUUUUGGCUUAUAACCCACCAGGGAUUCCACCACACAAUCUCAGUCUGAAAAUUGGUACUCCAGUCAUCCUGCUGUGCAAUCUGAUUCCCCUUUUCCCCCACCCCCACCCCCAACCUCAGUGACAUCACCAGGCAUCAGGAAGAUUAACUUUCUAGCUGAGAAAUUUCAUUACAUCAUCUUCACAGGCUGUUGUGUGGAACAAACCUUUUUUAAUAUUUUAAUACCCUUAAUAACUAUGAUUUCAUUUGAUCACCAAGUUUAAAAGACCACAGUUUCUUGUCAAAGUAUCCUACACCGUGACAAUAAACUAAACUAAGGCACUCUUUGAAAUUGGCCGAAGUGGUUUUAAUGUGUGACCAUUUGUCCAUGACCUAUGGUAUUCUCCUGUUCAAGUGUAAGCUCCUCUGUUCGUCUGAUAGCCUUGCAGCCAGAAGGGUGAGCAAAAAAUGGCAGUUAAAAAGAAGUUUCAUGAGACACCUAUUCUCAAAAAGUUUCCUCUUUAACAUAUGACGAUGAGCACCUGGCGUAUUGUCGAAAGCACCCACUAUUCUCACAACUUGUGAAUAUACCUACCUGAAGUGUUGUCUAAACCAUCCACUCUAAACCUAUUCCCAACUUUGUGAAUGUACCUACUCCCAACCUUGUGAAUAUACCUAUUCCCAACUUUGCUUUACUUUUUUUUAAAAAUAAUUUCAAAACACAAUUCUGAUAAAUAAUUUUAUUCUACUCCUAUUCGAAUCUGAAACCCCCUAGCCUUGCACUGUGCUAAGCCUGCAGUGGUUAACCUGGGGACAAACUGUAACACUAACAGGCAACGGCUAAGCAAGUCUGUUGCCUGGUUAUGUUAUGUUAAUGCUUGGGGUGAUGGUGGGUGCAAAGGUCUUCUGCCCAAUAAACUUAUAAUUAUAAUUUGCAUUCUCUCCAACACUGUUCAGAAGUCUGGGCAUUCAUCUAGUUUAUAUAAGUUGUGUAUGUGUGUUGUUGUUCUGGAGUCUGGGCAUUCAUCUAGUUUAUAUAAGUUGUGUAUGUGUGUUGUUGUUCUGGAGUCUGGGCAUUCAUCUAGUUUAUAUAAGUUUUGUAUGUGUGCUGUUGUUUUAACAAACUACCUGCUUUGUUCAAAAGUUACCCUUAAAAUAUUUUGUCCCAAACUGUAAUGACUGAUGAGAUGGGGCAUAUUGUCACAAAGUGUAAGGACUGAUAAGUUGUGGCAUAUUGGUAAGGACUGAUAAGUUGUGGUAUAUUGGUAAGGCUGAUUAAGUUGUGGGAUGUUGUCACAGUUUAAGGACUGAUAAGUUCUGACAUAUUGGUAAGGACUGAUAAUUUGUGGCAUAUUUCAUUCUUGUUAUUUUAUUGGUCAAUAAUCCAGGAUUCCCCCUCGGAUGCUGUGAUACAAAGAGAUAUUAAUAGAACUUUUCCAGCCCAUGACUUCUUUAAAGAUGCUGGAGGUCAAGGCCAGGAUUCACUGUAUAGGAUUAGUAAGGUAAGUGCUGAUGGUCAAGUGUAAGAUUAGUAAGGUAUUGGCUGGAGGUCAAGGCCAGCAUUUACUAUAUAGGAUAAGUAAGGUAUGUGUCAAGGGUAUGAGAAUCACUGUUGUUAUGUGUAGAUCAUCGUUUUCAUGUUUGAUAGGGAAAAGAUGUUUAGUUCGAGAUUUUAUGUGUAGCUGUAUCGUUUGUGUGAGAGUGUUGUGACUUAAUUGUGUAAGAGGGAAUGACGCGCUAGUUUGAGUUGUUGUUGAGAGAGGAUAGAGAUGGCCGUUGUGUGCUGUUCAAGACAUAGCUUGUUGUGAGAUGCUCAACGCUUAGCUUUCUAUGUGUGAGGAUUCAGCUAGAUAGAUAGUGAAGUUGAACGUUGAUAAGUUUACAAGUUGUAUUGUGAAGUACACUGAUUUGUCAGGCUUACGAGGCAUAUUAAAAUUGUACAUAGAACUCAUAUCGAUAUAUCCAGUGUUUGUUAUCGGUUACACUGGUAUGUGUGGUACUAGGAUGUCACAUGGUUGAGGGUCUGGAUUAGAAGAGUGGAUGACCACAGGACAUCAAGAGUUACAUUUCUACAGUAUGUACUGAUGGUCAAGGCCAGGAUUCAUUAUAUCAGUGAAUUGAGUGUUUAGGAUAAGUGACGAUAAGUGUCCUGGCAGUGAGAAAAGUCCUGGUUAGGAUCAGUGAAUAUUAGUGUGCUGGUUAGGAUAGUGAAGAUGCAAGGACUUGAGAUAAAAGUGCAGAUCCAUUUAUUUCAAAGUUAUAUAUACUUAUUGUUUUUUAUGAAUUACCUUGGUUAAAGCAGUCUAAUUAAUGCUGUGAUAGAAUACUGGAGUUGAACAAGUCUCAGAAAUGCUGUGAUAAAUUACUUUAUUUGAAUAGUCUAAGUAAUGCUAUGAUAUUACUCUUGUUGAAUGUCAAAUUAAUGCUGUGACAGAAUACUUUAGUUGAAUAAGUCUGAUUAAUGUUUAGCUGCACAUCAAAACCAUGUUUUAAAUAUAUUGCAGGCCUAUUCUGUAUAUGAUGAAGAGAUUGGCUAUGUCCAAGGAUUAUCUUUCCUGGCUGCAGCUCUUUUGUUACAUGUAAGUACAUCCAAACUGUGCAUUUGUUUUAGCUGUUGGUUGUUAACAAUGGCCCUCAUUAAUUUCUAUUAUUCUGUCAUACUGAAAUGUGUUGUUUUUUUUAUACUCAUAUUUUGAUUGUAUCCCUGGCUUAGUUUAAUGUGUGGGGAAACCUAAGUCCUAUUUUUGAAAGGGGAAAUAUAAAAGCUUCAUAACUGAAUACUUUAACUGAAGAUUAUCCUAACAAAGAUUUUUGGAAAAAACAAUGGAUUUAUAAUUAAAUUGUAGACAAAAAUGCCAAAUAAAAAAAUUUUUUUUGUUAAAUUCUAACUCUAACAUAGACAAUGAUUAGUAUUCCUGCAGUUUUAAUAAUUUUUUAAGUAUUUAGGUGUAUGUGGGUACACAAAUAAGACUUAGAUCUAACAUAAACCUAAACUAUGGACAGAUGCCUGAAGAGCAAGCUUUCUGUGUACUUGUGAAGAUCAUGUAUGAAUACCAGCUCCGAGACCUCUUUAAACAAGGCUUCCAGAUUCUGCACCUCAAGUUUUAUCAGCUGGAGAGGCUAAUGCAGGUAGGUUAAAACGACAUUGUAGAUUUAGACUUAUGUUGGUAGGUUUGGACUUACCCUGAUAAGUUUAGACUUGUGCAGGUAGGUUUAGAUUUAGGCAGGUAUGUUAAACCAAUAUGUUAGGUGUAGACUUAUGUCAAUAGUUUUAGACUCAUGCAGAUAAGUUUAGUCUUAUGCAGAUAGGUUUAGACUUAUGGAGGUAGGUUUAGACUUAUGCAGGUAGGUUUAGACUUAUGCAGGUAGGUUUAGACUUGUGCAGGUAGGUUUAGUCUUAUGCAGGUAGGUUUAGACUUGUGCAGGUAGGUUUAGACUUAUGCAGGUGGGUUUAGACUUGUGCAGGUAGGUUUAGACUUAUGCAGGUAGGUUUAGACUUGUGCAGGUAGGUUUAGACUUGUGCAGGUAGGUUUAGACUUAUGCAGGUAGGUGACUAGUGUUUCUCUGUUUCAAUUAGUGGAUAUUAUGGACGCUAAACGCGAUAAUGACAUUAACAAAAAUACCCAAGGACAGCUCAUGACAAUAAACAAAAUUAAUUUGUUGGUGGAAGACAUGAUGUGUUGGUUUACAAACCAUAAUGAUGAUGUGUUAAUGCUAUGGCUAUAUGAUGUGUUAAUGCUAUGGCUAUAUGAUGUGUUAAUGCUAUGGCUAUAUGUAAAGAUUACACCUUAGCAUUUUGAUGCAUUAUCUGUUUGGUCGUAACGUAGUCUUUUGUGAAAUCUAUUGUCUGUUGUGAAAUCUAAUGUUUGGUCUGACUGUAGUUUGAUGUGUAGUCUAAAGUGUGGCCAUUUCUCGUCUCAACCAGGAGCAGCUCCCAGACCUGUAUGACCAUUUUGCUGAGAUGGGGCUAGAGAUACACAUGUUUGCCUCUCAGUGGUUCCUCACUCUCUUCACUGCCAAGUUCCCGUUACAUCUGGUCUUUGGUAUUCUGGACCUAUUUUUGAGUGAGGUGAGAGUCCACAAACACUGUUCUUGUGGCUUUAUGUUGUAGUUAGUACUUUAUAUUUAAAGUUUAAUUUCAUUAGAUUGAUACAGGGUAAGGUUGCCAUAGUACUGGAUAUGGUGUGCAAUGAUACUGGAUAUGGUGUGCCAUGGUACUGGAUAUGGUGUGCAAUGAUACUGGAUAUGGUGUGCCAUGAUACUGGAUAUGGUGUGCCAUGGUACUGGAUAUGGUGUGCAAUGAUACUGGAUAUGGUGUGCCAUGGUACUGGAUAUGGUGUAUAUGAUACUGGAUAUGGUGUGCCAUGGUACUUGGUGUGGUGUGCCAUAGUACAAGGUAUGGUUUGCCAUUGUACAGGGUAUGGUGUGCCAUAGUACAAGGUAUGGUUUGCCAUUGUACAGGGUAUGGGAUGCCAUAGUACAAGGUAUGGUUUGCCAUUGUACAGGUUGUAGUGUGUCGUGGUGUAGGGUAAGUGAGCCAAGGUUUGUAACCUCUGGAAAAUCAACUGCAAUCUAUUUGUCCUGUAAUUGAGAAUAGAGUCUCAGGGCUUAUUACCCUCAGUUUAAACCGAGCCACACCUGUGAUAAUAUCGACAUUAUGUAUGAAAAACAUUUUCUAAUAAUGAGGUCAGUUUUAUGGAUGGAAUAAAUUAUUGAAUAAAAUAAACAAUUUUAUGCAGGGAAUACAUCAAUUGGUCCAUCCAAUGUAAUUAUUGAAUAAACUAUUUUUCAGGGUCAUCUCAUCAUUUUCUCUGUGGCCCUGGCUUUGCUCAAAGUGAGUUAUUUCAUUCUACUUUACUUGGAUAAAAUUUGCAAUCUCUUUGAAAUUAAAAAGAUAAAAUUUGUGACUCAACUUGUAUAUAUAAAUUGUAUAAAAUGAAAAAUUUUAUGUUAUAUCUUUGGUCCUCUAAUAUAAAAUAAAUUGUCCUCCUCUCCUCUAUGCAAAAUGUAUUGUCAUGUCCUCAGUCCUCCCCUAUAUAAAAAUGUAUUUUUAUGUCCUAAGUUCCCUCUAAAUAAAAAAAAAAAAAAUGUUAUUGCCAUUUCAUCUAUCCUGUACAAAUAAAAAAAUGUGUUUUAAUUUAUUUGGUCCUCUCCUACAUCAACAUGUAUUUUGUAUUAUCUUAUCCUCAGUCCUCUCCUAAUAAACAUGUAUUUUGUAUUAUCUUAUCCUCAGUCCUCUCCUAAUAAACAUGUAUUUUGUAUUGUCAUGUCCUCAAUCCUCUCCUACAUAAACAUGUAUUUUGUGUUGUCAUGUCCUCAGUCCUCUCCUACAUUAACAUGCAUUUUUUAUUGUCAUGUCCUCAGUCCUCUCCUACAUUAACAUGUAUUUGUAUGUGCUAAGUCCUCUCCUAUAUAAAAAAUGUAUCCUCAUGUCAUCAGUCAUCUCGUAAAGACUUGUUGGCCCAUGACUUUGAGGGUGUGUUGAAGUACUUCCGUGUUCACUUGCCCAAGAGAUACAGAGGAGAAGAAGCUGCCAAGGAACUGAUGAGGGCCACUGUUAGUCUCAAGGUUGGAAGGAAAUUAGUUUUAUAACUUCAUUUUUUAUUGUUGCUUAUUAUUAAGUAUAUAAGUAUAUUAUAUAUAAUUCGCCAGCAAAGGUCAAAUACCACCACCACGCAGGCUAUAUAUAGAAACGCCAGAGUGUGGUUAAAUAAUGAGUUCACCAGCGGGCAAAAUAUAAUUCCAGAUAACUGCGCUAAAUGAUAUAUAUUUUUUUUUAAUAACGCAAUUGCGUUUGGUGCGUAAUAUUUUAUUUUCGGUAAUGAAAUUGUCUCAAUUUUGUGUUAAAAAAUAUUCGGUUUAAAAGUCGUUGGGAAAUGAGAAUAUUAAUAUAGUUCAUGGGUGUGAAAUAAAAAGUGUGCAGUGACGUAUCAUGAAGAAAAGGAGGGAGGGGGGGAAGGGGUGUAGCAAAAUUGGCAUUCUUAAAUUUGCGUAACUUGAGUUCACGCUUUUGUCAAGUAACUUUAGUAUAUGGGAAGUUCACACAUUGCUGUCACCAAUGUUUGGCGGGCUACAUCUCGCUUGCCAGCCAUGCGCACACCCGAACAAGUUUGCGGCGUAUGCUACGCCGAGGGUCGCCUAGUACAUUAUAUUUAAGUUUUAAAAACUGCCCUAGGUUUUUUUUUAUACAUUUAAUAAAUAUUUAUUAUAAUUAUUAUAUUAUUAUAAUAAAAUAUUUGUUAUAAAUAUUUUAAUGAAUCUUUGGUUUGUGCAUUUUCAAAAAUUGUUUUGAUAUUAAUUUCAAUGAAUUUUUUAAAAUCUACUUUAAUUAGGCUGAAAUUUAAUUUUUUAUUUAAAAAAUAUUCUUUUAAUACCUGUUCAUCAUAAUGAUACUUAGGUUGGAAGCCGCAAGUUAAAAAAAUAUGAAAAGGAGUACCAGACCAUUCAAGAACAAAGCAUGGCAAAAGAAGACCCUAUUGAAAGAUUUGAGGUAUUUAAUUUGGUUUUGUUUUAGCUUGUUUAUUUACAUUUUUCUCUUAAAUCAUUUUGCUGCUAUCAUAACUUGAGUCUCAAUAUUCUUGUCUUAUGACGAAGGGAAGGGGGGGGGUAAUUCAGAGAUAAUGUUAAUUAAAAAGAGGCAAGUUUAAAAAAAAAAAAGAAGAAGAAACUGUCAGUAUCAACAAAUAAUAAAAGUGGAGAAUAAUAAAUUUGACAAAAAUUCACUUUACAUUGACUACCAAUAAUCGAUUAUUAUGAAAUAUUUGCUGUCCAAAUUUCUCCUCAAAAUGGAUGCAUCACAUGCAUUCAUUGGUGACAUGCAUAUGCCUUUAUAAUUAAAUUCAUAAGUAACCUAUUCUCAACUAAUUCUAGUAUUAGAACUUGAACUUCAAGUAGUGCAAGCUCCAUUAUCGUAAUUAUCAGAAGCAUGAGUGUCAAAAAAUAUCUUCAAAAUCAAUUUUUACCUUAUUUUUCAAUGUAAGUGAAAAAAAUCUAGUUUAAAAGAGUUACCCCAUUUUAAUAAAAAAAAAAUUUUUAUUUUAUUGGCAAAAAUAUUAAUUUUAUUAUAGGCUAAUUAUAUCGGCUAUAAGUACUAUAACCAUAUAGCAGCAGACAGAAUAAAUUUUUUGCUACGCUGCAUAUACUGUUGCAAGCCUGCAUAUUACUGUUGCAAUAUCUGGCGACUUUAUUUAUUAAAACAAAAAGCAACAGCAUGAAAACAAUUAGAAAUCAAGGAUUUCAAAGAUUUUAGAUGACAAUGAGGCAUUUAUGAACUUAGGAGGAUAAUUAUUGCAGAAUUUUUGCAUAAAUGAAUGUACCCAUUCUGCCGAUUCCCUUCCCUACAUCUAAGUACUGUGUACACAAAAUAUUGUAAAUCAACACCCCAUCCUCCUCCACCCCAUCUCAGUGCAUAUGGAAUAUAUGGCUGGCCCUUACUUGUGUUUUAUAACAAAAUGUUGCUAUCUUGCACAAUAACUUGUCUUCUGUCAGAGAGAGAACAAACGUUUAAUAGAGGCAAAUAUGAGACUGGAGCAGGAGAAUGAUGACCUGGCCCAUGAACUAGUAGAGAGUAAACUCACGUUAAACAGUAAAAUUGAUCAUGUAAGUUAAACUCAUGUUAACAUUCAAAUGAUCUUGUAAGUUAAACUCAUAUUUAACUGACAAAAUGAACGUGUAAGUUGAUUUCAUGUUCAACAGUGCAUUUGAAAAUGUAGUUUUAAAGGCCCUAAUUCCAAUGAUCAGAGAGACUCAGACGUAUAUUUUUCUAUAGUCAAGUAUGUUUCAUGUUAACUUGGAAGCAGUUAUUCUAAAGCUAUGUACAAAAUGAAAUGAAAGACUAAUGGCAAUUUCUGUAGGAAUGCACUCUGAUAUUGUUCAAUUACUUUUCCAAGUUUGAUUGAAUCAUUUUGGCUCAUUAACUAUUUUCUUUCUUAUAAUUUUGUCUGAAUGUGUCAGUUGGAGGACAGAUGUUCUGAGUUGGAUAGAGACUUCAAGCACACCUCCAAUCUUCUGAGAGAGACAGAAGAUGAAAAGAAGAGGCUGGAUGCCGAAUCUAAAUCUGUGAGUAUCGUGUGGCGUAAUCGUGUGGCGUACGCCACGUCGGUGGGUUCAUUAGUUUUAACUUUAAACAUUUGAUUCUCAAACAGUCGUUUGUUGAUGUCAUAAGCAAUCUACUUGUUGAUUAGUCUGAUGAAAUACUUGAAUUACUUGUAAUUGUUUCUCCAGCUGAAGGAAAUGUGCCGCCGAGAGCUAGAGAGAGCUGAGGCAGAGUCGAAGAGAAAUUCAGCCAUAAUUACAGAUUACAAACAGGUAGAUGGAGGAUUAUAAACAAGUAGAUGAUGGUUGUCAUUGGGGACAAACAGUGGUGAUCUGUCUCACUAUAAAUUGUCAAUCUCUAUUGGCCAUGUGUGUGUGUGUGUGUGCAAGGUGGGGGGGAUGGGGUUGGGGGAAGAUUGACCUACUUGCUAGUCAUGUUUCAAGUAGGCAAGUAUAAAUCGACCUACUUGCUAGUCAUGUUUCAAGUAGGCAAGUAUAGAUUGACCUACUUGCUAGUCAUGUUUCAAGUAGGCAAGUAUAGAUCGACCUACUUGCUAGUCAUGUUUCAAGUAGGCAAGUAUAGAUCGACUUACUUGCUAGUCAUGUUUCAAGUAGGCAAGUAUAGAUCGACCUACUUGCUAGUCAUGUUUCAAGUAGGCAAGUAUAGAUCGACCUACUUGCUAGUCAUGUUUCAAGUAGGCAAGUAUAGAUCGACCUACUUGCUAGUCAUGUUUCAAGUAGGCAAGUGCUAGUCAUGUUUCAAGUAGGCAAGUAUAGAGUGACUUACUUGCUAGUCAUGUUUCAAGUAGGCAAGUAUAGAUCGACCUACUUGCUAGUCAUGUUUCUAGUAGGCAAGUAUAGAUUGACUUACUUGCUAGUCAUGUUUCAAGUAGGCAAGUAUAGAAUGACUUACUUGCUAGUCAUGUUUCAAGUAGGCAAGUAUGUGGAGUUGUCUGAAUGGAGAAACUGUUACAAAUUGAUUUUUUGACAGUGAAUCAGGUUUGACUGUAGAAACUUGUACCAAGUGAUGUGUUUUUAUGUUGAUAAGUUCCAAUAACAAUUUAUCCUCAGAUCUGUACACAGCUGAGUGAACGCUUGGAGAAACAACAGGCAACUUUUAAGGAAGAAUUGGUUAACAUUAAAGUAGGUCACUUCCCUUGCUCUGCUUUAAUUCAUGUCAAAGUGUCAUCUUUGUAAAUCUCAUGCCAUGAGUCAAAAUGUCCAUUGUCAUCUUUGUAACUCUUGUGCCAUGAGUCAAAAUGUCAAUUGUCAUCUUUGUAACUCUCGUGCCAUGAGUUAAAAUGUCAAUUUGUCAUCUUCGUAACUAAUUCCAUGAGUCAAAAUGUCAAUUGUCAUCCUCGUAACUCUCAUUCCAUGAGUCAAAAAGUCAAUUGUCAUCUUCGUAACUCUCAUUCUACUGCGACUCAGGUUCAGGUAAAGUCCUGUGAGAAAUGUUGCACAGUGUUCGAUGGUGACACCCUUAGACUGGUGGACAACUCUAGAGAGACACAGGAAGACCCUGAUAUAACAGAGCUACAGAAACAUGUAAGUCCACCCUCCCAAACAUGUAAGUCCUUCCUCCCAAACAUGUAAGUCCAUCCUUCCAAACACAUUAGUCCUUCCUCCCAAACAUGUAAGUCCAUCCUCCCAAACAUGUAAGUCCAUCCUCACAAACAUGUAAGUCCUUCCUGCCAAACACGUAAGUCCUUCCUCCCAAACAUGUAAGUCCUUCCUCCCAAAUAUGUAAGUCCUUCCUCCCAAACACGUAAGUCCUUCCUCCCAAACACGCAAGUCUUUCCUCCCAAACAUGUAAGUCCUUCCUCCCAAACAUGUAAGUCCAUCCUCCCAAACAUGUAAGUCCUUCCUCCCAAACAUGUAAGUCCUUCCUCCCAAAAGAAUGAACCCAUUUAAAAUUUGGGCUUAAAGAAUUAUCAUUCUGUGCAGCCUUGAGUGGCUGAGGUGAAUGUAAAUUUUAAAAAAUGUCAGAAUUCAUUGAUAUUAGUAUUAGAUUAGGUGAAAAACAUUUGUUGGAUGAAAGGGUUCAGUAAAAAUAAUGAUAAGAGCUAUGUAUGUCAAUGAGCACCAUUCAUUAAUCAUUCUUAAGAGCUUUUGCAAACUGCGAUCUUGUGCCCUGUCCUGAAAGUGGGGGUGGGGGGGGUUAUGAUAGCUCAAUUGUACUACGUUGUAUGUACACAAAGAGAGGGGGGUGUCCAAAAGGUGUGGGUGCAAUAGGGGGGGGAAUGAAAUUGACUUUUAAAAAGAAAUAUAAUGUGAACCCCUAACUUUAAGUAGCAUUUCUUACCAUAAAUGUUUCAUAUUGGACAUGGUAAUAUGUGGUAGAUAAGUUAUAUCAAAAUCCCAAAGAUAUAUUGACAUUGGAUUCUCAUCCCCCUUAUUUAAAUCUUGUGACACAGCUGUGAACUUUUGGCACCAAACAUUUGACACAGCCUAGCUAAAACAAACCCUGAUAAGCUCAAGAGGUGUCAAAACUUAAGUUAGGUAGAGAUGCCCUAGUUAAGGUGUUUGGUUGAGAUGCACUAGAUGAUGUGUUUCGUAGAGAUGCCCUAGAUAAUGUGGUAGAGAUGACCUAGAAAAUGUCCAAUAAAAACUAUUUUCCAGGUUAGAGAACUCGAACUAGAGUUGGCUCAAACUAAACUUGCCCUAGUGGAGUCAGAAUGUAAGACACAGGACUUGACCCACCAGCUCAAUGCCGCAGUCACAGAGAUCACUGCCAACAAGAACACCUGGUUCCACAAGACGCUCAGCUCUAUCAGGGAUGUUGCUUCCACCAAGAAGGACCCCAAGGAUUGAUUCAUAAAUGUGUUGAGUAUCAAAACAGUAGAACAGAGCCAUCUGCUCUGUGCCAGCGAGUGAAAAAAUGAAAUGAGAAGAUGACAUUUGUUUGCCAUCCUUGUUCAGGGGAUACCCUGAAACCUAUGUUUGCACUUUAGGUUGAGAACCUCUAAUCUAACUUACGCUGAGAAAAGAAGUGAAUAAUCUGAGUUGCAAAAUACAAGGUGUGAAUCAAAGAUUCUUUUGUUUUGUUUAUAAAUAGGUCUGUAUAUGGUGUGUCUUAAAUAAUGCUGUACAUUGCACUUUUUAGUGUUGAAAUAGACAUUGACCAGAAAAGCUGAGUGUGUAUCUUGCAUAAUUGAAAUAAGGGGCUUCAGACAAUGGUGGGCGCAAUGCCUGAACUUCCCAUCUACUUAAGUUACUUGACAAAACAUGCAUUCAAGUAACGCACUUUGUAAUAAUCCCUAUUAGUGCUCUCUCUCUAUAUAUAUAAUAUAUAAUCCCCUCCUCAAAUCCAGGCUCACACCAGCACAACUUUAACGCCCCUGAACUAUAUUAAUAUUCUAAUGUCCCACCCCCUUUUAUGCUGCAAAGAAAAGAAAAUAUUACGCACCAAACACACAUCCGGUAUAUUUAAUAAUCUCAUUUAGCGCAGUUACCAGGGAUUUCAUUUAGUGAAAUCAGCGCUAUCUGGUAGGGAUGGUGACAUUGUUAUAUAGAGAAUUUUGUAUCAAAAUAUAUCAUUCUAGAAAACUUUGGAAUUUUGAUAGUUCUUCUUGAUGUUUUUUGUAAUGUUUUAUAAAAAAAAUCAAAUGAAAAAAAAAUGGGUUGGCUGUUUUCUUGUUUUUUUCCCCCAGUUUCCUCCAAUUAUUUUUAACUUGAAUUUAAAGGAAAAAUAUUGUGAAAACAAGAUCAAACCGAUGUUCUUUUGUUUGGAGUAGUUCAGCCUGUUUUUGUUAUGAGAUGUGAAUGUUGUUAGUUUUCAUAUUAUUAAGAGAGGGCUAGAAUGAUGAGGCAAAAUGGUUAUUUGAUCUGGUGAAACGAGUCCAUUCUGAAUGGUACAAUUUAAUCUUUAAUUUUAUCACUUGUAACAAAAAUUGUUCUUUUAAUAGAACAAUUAAAGUACGGUAGGAGUCUUGUCCUUAUGAUGUAGUCUUUUUGCAUAAUUAAAAGAGGGCCAGGCAGACAUUUGGCCCCCUAAUUAUGCUGCUCUGUUCAUUGCAGUGCAUUUAAAACAAAUCUAGAAUUUUUUUUUAGAAGGAAAAUGUAAGUAGUCUGAAAGUAGUUGGACAAUUGGCUUUUGUUUACCAAAAAUAUCUUAUUUACUGUGAUUACACCAUUAUCCAAUUUUCCUUUAUGAAAUUUUUAUGGGUUAUGUUGAAACUUAUAUCAACAACCUAUUCCAAAUCCACUGGAUGCUCUAAAUAAUGAUAGCCACAUGUGUUGUCAAAUGAAAUCUCCAGUGAAUAUAUAAGUUUUUAAAAAAUAAUUUAGUAACAACACCCCACACACACUCCUUUUUUCCCAUUAAAUAUUUUUUUAAACUGUUGGAGAAAAUUGACUUCCCUGUCCAACACUAACACUCUUGACAGUGGUUCAGUCCAACACUAACACUCUUGACAGUGGUUCAGUCCAACACUAACAGUGGUUCAGUCCAACACUAACAUUCUUGACAGUGGUUCAGUCCAACACUAACACUCUUGACAGUGGUUCAGGGCAACACUAGCACUCUUCGGGGUGUCCAUACAGGGUAGGGAGGAGGCUGUAGAGAACCCUUGUUCCAUUCAAAUUCAAUUCCACGUCACACUGACAUUUUUAAUUCCAGGGGAGGUAAUCUGGCUUUCCCCAAAAAAGGAACAUUCCCCCAGCCUGUAUUGUUAUCUUGAUUGUCAUUGUCUGGUUUGUAAUUUUCACAUUAAUUUCUUAAUAUAACAUAAAUUGACUACAUAUCUAUUCCCCUUCAGUGUUCACAGUGGGCUGUUUGUCAGCUGUACACACUCAUUGUAUUUGUGAUGAACUCAUUUUAUUUUGUUCCACUAUCUCAUGUAUUCUUUCAAACGUUUGAAUGAAGUUGUCAAAAUAGGUGGAAAUGAGACAAAUUUGAUUGAAAAAAUCCUUCUCUCCCCCCCCCCCCC